CCUCGGAGGGUUGUUGGACUGAAAUACAGGAUUUUCUUCUUCUUUUUUUUUUUUUCUCUCUAUUUGAACUUUUAUUUUCACGUUAAACUUCCUCCCCGCCUCGUCUCCCGAUUCUUUUAGGGUUUUUUUGGUUUUUUUUGGACCCGCUUUCACUCGCCUCCCCAGAGGCAACGCAGGCAUCAUGUCCUUCGACCCCACCAUCAUGCCACCUGCAAACGGCUCUGCCAACGGGACCGCCAGCGAGGGCGGGAAGCCCCCCACCAUCCCCACCGUCAUGUUCAUCUUUGGCGUGGUCGGCAACCUCAUAGCCAUCGUGGUGCUCUGCAAGUCCCGGAAGGAGCAGAAAGAGACCACUUUCUACACACUGGUCUGCGGGCUGGCAGUCACCGAUCUUUUGGGGACCUGUCUGGUGAGUCCAGUUACGAUUGCCACUUACCUGCAGAAUCGUUGGCCAGGAGGACCAGCGCUGUGUGAGUACAGCUCCUUCAUCCUCCUGUUCUUUGGACUCUCUGGCCUGAGCAUUAUCUGUGCCAUGUCUAUAGAGAGGUACCUGGCCAUCAACCAUGCCUAUUUCUACAACCAUUACGUAGAUAAGAAGCUGGCAGGGCUCACGCUCUUUGCCAUCUAUGCUUCCAACGUGCUGUUCUGCGCCCUUCCCAGCAUGGGGCUCAGCAAAUCUACCUUGCAGUACCCCGACACUUGGUGUUUCAUAGACUGGCGAGCAAAGGAGGCCACUCAUGCGGCAUAUUCCUACAUGUAUGCUGGCUUCAGCUCCUUCCUCAUCAUGGUCACGGUAAUCUGCAACAUCCUGGUGUGUGUGGCCCUAAUUCGCAUGCACCGCCAGUUUAUGCGACGCACAUCCUUGGGGACAGACACCACCUCCAGCCGCUUAUCUGACUUUCGCAGACGCCGGAGCUUCCGUCGGAUGGCCGGAGCAGAGAUCCAGAUGGUUAUUCUACUCAUUGCCACUUCCCUGGUUGUGCUCAUCUGCUCCAUUCCUCUGGUGGUGAGGUGCUUUGUGACUGAAAUUUUCAAAACUGAAACAGUGAGGGAUGUGAGACAAAACCCUGACCUGCAAGCCAUACGCAUUGCCUCAGUGAACCCCAUCUUGGAUCCAUGGGUUUACAUCCUCCUCCGCAAGACUGUGCUCAGCAAAGCUAUUGAGAAGAUCAAAUGCCUCUUUUGCCGAAUCGGAGGAGCUCGGCGGCAGCACCCCGGGGGCAAUUUCAACUGCGUGGAUGGCCGCAGGACCUCCUCUGCCAUGUCCAGUCAGUCACCUUCCUUCAUCUCACGUGAGCUGAGGGACAUCAGCAGCACCUCACAAACACUGCUCUAUCCUCUAGAGUUAAGCGAAAGCAGCACGGGGGGUCGCAUGCUGCUUCCAGGCCCCAGUGCAACCUUGGCUCAGUCUGACACUACAUCCGUAAGGACACUGCGCAGCUCAGAGACCUCAGACUCUUCACAGGGGCAGGACUCUGAGAACAUCUUCUUGGUGAAUGAAAUCCAGCCUGGCAGUGGGGCUAGCUCCACAUCCAAGGGCAGCCCUCUCCAGGUCACCUUCCCCCCCGAGACGUUGAACUUAUCAGAAAAGUGUAUAUAGCAAUGAAAGCCAUCAACCCGGAUGAUCCUUCCCGGUACAUUGGAAAAACUGGUGCAAUAGAUAGGCGUUUUACCUAUUCAAGGGGAGAGGGGUUCAGCUAUGCUCCAAAGGGCUAUUUUUCUCUUGUCAUGUGAUGGGUACAUUUCUUUUAGACUACUGAGGACUGCAUGGAACAGACACUGCACUUGUCCCUGUUAUCAGAAAUUGUGCAAAACAGGUCUAACAGGACUGGAAGCAUGAACUGUCUUGUUCCUGGACACAGGAGAGCUACAGGCUCUGGAAGUAGAAAAAUCCAUCACCUGUUUUUCUUUAUCUGUCCAAAUCUGGUAGAACGGUGUUUUCUCUCCCUGUGGCUGCUUAGCUAUCAAGGUUUUAAGCUUCUGGUACUAGAGCUAAAGGUGAAGCAGCUACUCUGAACUGUACAGAGCGCUACUCUAGCAGCUAUCCGGGGUAGGAUUUUAAAGUGUCUCACUAAAGCAUGAAAAUGUGAAUUUUUACUGUUGUAUAUGUCAGGAUUGAAAAUAUUUAAAAGUCUAUUCUUCUCUAUGAGAAGGUUUCGUAUUAAUACAAGGUAUAUAGAAAUGAUUGCCAGCUUUCUCUUCCCCCAGUGUUGCCUGCUGAGAAGACAUUCUUGUUUUAGAUUUGUUGUCCAUGGUAGAUUCACAAGCUGAUGAGAGUUAGUUCUCUAUAAAGGAAUAAAUAAAAACUUUGAGUGAAAUGGGAACACGUGCUAUUAAGAGAGAAAAAGAAAACACAUCCUUUCAGUUAAAAAUAUUCCUUUUCAGUAUAUGUACAUACUAGAAAGAUUUUAUUUAUGUGCUGAGACUGUUCCUCUGUAUAACACAGCAGCUCCUCUUGGAGCACUUCGGCCCACAUUCUGCACACACUUAACAUUGCCCAACUAAGUAGUCUCUCUGCUGCCAGGGUGACUCCUUACACGUAAAGUUAAGGACAGACAGAAGUGCUUUUAAUAUCAGGGCCUAAAACUUUCAAUCCCUGAUUAAUAGUCUUAAUAUUCACUUUAGCUAAAACAUCACUGAUGUAAUAAAGGUAUUUUUUCAUAGCAUUUAUCAUUUUAUUUUAAAUAGUAAAUAGAAUUUUUAUGUCUGUGUAAUCUGAUAUUCCAUCAAAUAAACAUACAAAACCAUGGAAGCAGAAUCUUCAUUUACAAGUAUAGAUUAUAGAGAACCUUAUCCUUAUCUUGGACCCCUUGAAAAUUACUUGUUCCUAGAGUUUUAAUGGCAAACACAUCACAAAAAAUAACUGUUAAUUAGUGACAGAAAGCUUCGUGUUUUAUUUUGCAAGGGUUAGAUCUUGUUCCAGAAAAACUGUUUUAUCAAAAUCACUUUCUGUACCGAUAUUUAUGUUUUGUCAAAUACUAAGCAUGUUAUGCUGCUUACAGUGUUUUCAUGUGAAAUGCUUUAUUGUAAUGAAAAUCUUGAGCCUCA
Molecule: messenger RNA, 3048 nt
Organism: Struthio camelus australis
Lineage: Eukaryota; Metazoa; Chordata; Aves; Struthioniformes; Struthionidae
Source: RefSeq, a predicted model, not a curated record